Messenger RNA from Helianthus annuus (common sunflower), 1353 nucleotides. RefSeq lists its product as uncharacterized. The record is from RefSeq and is a predicted model, not a curated record. The coding region runs from base 19 to 1353 and encodes 444 amino acids. The transcript is spliced from 5 exons. NCBI's taxonomy places the organism in Eukaryota, Viridiplantae, Streptophyta, Magnoliopsida, Asterales, Asteraceae.
GUUUCUUUGAUAUUUUUGAUGGCUGAACCAUCUAGUCCACACAAUGUGGAGGGUGAAAACCCUGAACAGCCGAUAGUGGCUGAGGAAGAAGACGAGGAUGAUGAUGUUGAUGUUCCCGGUGGUGGGUUACCGGUGUUGAAGUGGACAAAAGGUAGUUUUAAAACUCUGAUGGCCACUGUUCAGAUGGCCAAAGACUGGAAUGCUACUUACCCACAAGUGGGGGACACCGGUGCCGAUGCUCCGGCCGGUUAUAUAACCUUGUGGGCGGAUUUUUUCACCCACGGCAACCUUAGGUUGCCGGUGACGGUGUUUGUGGCGGAGGUAUUGGAGUAUUAUCACCUCCAUAUCUCCCAGCUUAGUCCUUUCGGAAUGUUCCGAAUUCGGAAUUUUGAGUACACAUUCCGUGCCCAUGGCCUGCCCAUUUCAGUGGAGAAUUUCCGGCGUUUCUACCAGUUGACGGUGAACACCGGUUUUUUCUCGUUCACUCAAAGGCAUGGGAGUCUGAAGUUGAUGACACCCCCUAAAGGUGUGACAGGCUGGAAGAAGAGGUUCUUCUACGUGAAAGCCUGUGCGGUCUAUGCUAACAUGUCUUUCAGGAAUGUCGAUGUUGGAGUUUCCGACGAAGAUAUUCCUGUUGCUUCCGCGAAGACCGCGGACUGGUUCUCUAGGCUGCGGCCUAUUGAACUCAAGAAGUUGGAUAAUGACCAACUGUGGAUAUUGCGGAUGAUGCUCUCUAGACCGGAUAGGAAGGAAAGGCCCGUGUUGCGGGAACAGGGUGGUGCGGAUGCGGUUGGCUUGUGGAGGAUGUUUGAGCCUGAUUUCAAGGGCCAGGUUGAACUGAUCGCGGUUGAGCUGAAGAAAGGUUUCAACCUUGAAAUUCUGAAGAACUUCCGCGUACCAUCAAAAGCGGUGCUGGAAGCCCCGGUUCCGGGAGACGCAAGAGGUGUCCUUGCGGAUUUGGGGAAGUUUGAGAAACGCGUCCCCAAAAAGACUGUGGAGAAGAAAACGGUAAAAAAGACCGUGCGGGGUUGUGGCAAGGGGAGUGUUGAAGGCUCAGCUGCCCCUGCUUCCGUUUUCGAAGCCGCAGAAUCCCGAGAUGCGGGGUAUUCUUUUUUCGACAUUCCUGCGUCUCCUCUGCACACCGCUGCCGCGGGUGCGGGUGUAACGAAAGAGACGGUCGCGCCCAAGGAGCCUGCGGCCCCUUUUGUUGGGCCAGUUCGUGUUCCCCCUUUGGAGAAGACGGUGGAGACGACUGUUGACCGGAUUUUUGAUACUGUGGACUCCUCUGACAAUCUAAUCUCUCCUGAUGAGGGUGAUGGAUUGAACUUGAGGUUUUCAGAUGCCGGGGGAUGA